UUUUGAAAGAAUUCCGCCUAAUUUUCCAAAACUAAUAGUGGCCAUGCCCAUAUUCCUUGACCUUUGAGAUCAGUUGUUUUCUGUUACUCUAUUGUUUACUACUCCGACAGUCCGACUUGCUAAGCUAAAGCUAUAAUCUCGAAGCAACCAUCCAAACUUGGACUUUCCCUCUCUUCCUUCCUUCUUCUCAUCAGAGGUUGUGUAGUGUUUAACCUCAAAUGGCGUCUGUUUCGUCGAUAAAUCAUGCUUGUUGUAUGAAUAUAAGUUCACAUGUUUCGUUAUCUACUCGGGAUCAUCGUACGCAAUUGUGUUUUGGAACUUUGAGAUAUAACUGUCCGGGAAGACAUAGUAAAAAGAGGAGAUUUGCUGCUUGUAGGAUUAUUUCUGAAAACUUGGACAUGGAUACCUCUGAUCCUGAUUGGAAAACCAAUUACCAGAAGGAUUUUGAGUCUAAAUUUAAUUUGCCACAUUUGAAAGAUAUUUUGGAUGUGAAGCCGAGGCCAAGUACUUUUUCCUUGAUGCAGAGGAAUCGUGCAGGUUGGGCAGGAAAUGAAACUGUCACUGACAAUGCUGCGCGACCAAAGGAUAGGAAAAAUGGUUAUGUUGACAAUGAUGAUAGGACAUUGCUAAAGGUCAUCAAAUAUGCUUCACCUACAUCUGCGGGAGCUGAGUGCAUUGAUCCUAAUUGCACAUGGGUAGAGCAAUGGGUACAUCGUGCAGGUCCACGUGAGGACAUAUACUUUGAUCCAAAGAAGGUGAAAGCAGCAAUCGUAACCUGUGGAGGGCUCUGUCCUGGUCUUAAUGAUGUCAUUAGACAGAUUUUUUUCACUCUGGAGAGAUAUGGUGUUCAAAAGGUAUUUGGUGUUAGAUAUGGCUUCCGCGGAUUUUUCGACCCUGAAUUACCUAUGAAGAAGCUUUCUCGUGAGGAUGUCCAAGACAUAAAUCUUGAAGGUGGAAGCCUUUUGGGGGUAUCCCGUGGAGGUGCGAGUAUGAGUGACAUUGCUGAUAGUAUAGAGGCAAAGGAAAUCGACAUGGUUUUCAUUCUUGGUGGCAAUGGGACACAUGCAGGAGCCAAUGCGAUACAUAAUGAGUGCCGCAAGAGAAAGUUGAAAGUAUCAGUUGUAUGUGUACCAAAAACCAUCGACAACGACAUACUUUUGAUGGAUAAAACCUUUGGAUUUGAUACGGCUGUGGAAGAAGCACAAAGAGCAAUCAAUUCUGCUUAUAUUGAGGCGCACAGUGCAUACCAUGGGAUUGGCCUCGUGAAACUGAUGGGAAGAAGUAGUGGUUUCAUCGCCAUGCAUGCAUCACUUGCAAGUGGCCAGGUUGAUGUUUGCCUUAUUCCUGAGGUCCCGUUUACUUUAAAUGGACCCAAUGGUGUCCUCUCGCACUUGGAGCAUCUUAUUCGAACAAAAGGGGCAGCAGUAAUGUGUGUGGCUGAAGGUGCAGGACAAGAACUAUUGGCUGCAUCAGAUCUGAAAGAUGCAUCUGGAAAUGCUGUUCUUGGAGAUAUUGGAGUACAUUUCAAGAGUCAGAUAAAAAGUUAUUUCAAGGAAAAAGGAAUUCAUGCUGAUAUCAAAUACAUUGAUCCCACCUACAUGGUCCGAUCAGUACGUGCAAAUGCUUCUGAUGCCAUAUUGUGCACUGUUCUUGGCCAAAACGCUGUUCAUGGUGCCUUUGCAGGAUUUAGCGGCAUUACAAUGGGAAUUUGUAAUACUCAUUAUGUGUACCUGCCAAUUACAGAAGUGAUACAUGCUCCUAGAACUGUCAAUCCUAAUAGUCGAAUGUGGCAUAGAUGUCUCACCUCGACAGGCCAACCUGACUUCUCACCUAGCAGUCAUUGAUCUAUCUGUCAUUUGUCGGUAAAAUUAUUUUUAGUUUGCCCGAAAUUAAUUGUCACAUUGUCCUUAUCAUUGUUACACAUUCAUCAUAAUUUCAUUGAAAUAUUAUCUAGAAUAAUCUUCUUCUGUUU
Messenger RNA from Beta vulgaris subsp. vulgaris (sugar beet), 1972 nucleotides. RefSeq names its product ATP-dependent 6-phosphofructokinase 5, chloroplastic. The transcript is spliced from 14 exons. The coding region runs from base 219 to 1844 and encodes 541 amino acids. The record is from RefSeq and is a predicted model, not a curated record. Gene Ontology annotation, biological process: glycolytic process; fructose 6-phosphate metabolic process. Lineage: Eukaryota; Viridiplantae; Streptophyta; Magnoliopsida; Caryophyllales; Amaranthaceae. Gene Ontology annotation, cellular component: cytoplasm. Gene Ontology annotation, molecular function: ATP binding; 6-phosphofructokinase activity.